Papilio machaon (common yellow swallowtail) is the source of this 1316-nucleotide messenger RNA. RefSeq lists its product as uncharacterized. The record is from RefSeq and is a predicted model, not a curated record. Gene Ontology annotation, biological process: positive regulation of transcription by RNA polymerase II; transcription by RNA polymerase II; negative regulation of transcription by RNA polymerase II. Gene Ontology annotation, molecular function: RNA polymerase II general transcription initiation factor activity; transcription coactivator activity; protein heterodimerization activity. Gene Ontology annotation, cellular component: nucleus; negative cofactor 2 complex. The transcript is spliced from 5 exons. The coding region runs from base 149 to 1168 and encodes 339 amino acids. NCBI's taxonomy places the organism in Eukaryota, Metazoa, Arthropoda, Insecta, Lepidoptera, Papilionidae.
GAACAACUGUCAGAUUCGUAUAUAAAUGAAGUAGGCUGCGAACGUCUCUCUUUUAUAACCUCAAAAAUGCGCGAGAAGUAUCACUCAGAGAUGGCGAAGUGAGUUUAUUUUUAAUUUUAAAAAGUGUUUAAGUGAACGGAUCAUCAUCAUGCCGUCGAAAAAGAGAAAAUACAACGCAAGGUUUCCAGCGGGGCGAAUUAAGAAGAUUAUGCAAACGGAUGAAGAAGUGGGGAAGGUUGCACAUGCUGUACCCAUCAUAAUCUCUCGUACACUGGAGCUGUUUGUGGAGUCGCUAUUGUGCAAGGCGAUGUCAGUUACGUUGAAUCGCAACGCUAAGACGGUCAGCCCUUCGCACUUCAAGCAGUGCAUUCUGGCGGAGUCCAGGUUUGACUUCCUCAGGGAUCUGGUGAAGAAUAUACCAGAUGUUUCGCCUGCAGAUGAAAAGGACAUGAGCGCUGAAAGUUCACCAAAUUCUUCCAGAUUUCCAGACGCGAUCCAGCCACCUCGGAGGAUAGCACGAGGAGAUUCCAGCAGUUCUAGCAGUUCAGAGAUAUCGCAACUCUCACAACAAAAAGAUAACCUCAAAAGAAUUCACUUAGAAACAGAAGUCACACGACCACGUAACGAAACCGUCACUUGCGUAGAUUCAGCUAUAGACUUAAGUAAGAAAGACGGACCCAAACAAGUACGAAUAGCUAAUUUCUAUCAAGAAACAUUACUCGACGAACAUCCAAGCGUUAUUACAGUCAAUCCAACAUAUUCUAGCCCUCAACCGUCAACUUCUAGUUGUGUUAAUCUAUCUAAUGUCGAAGCAAAUAAGGUCGAAGUUACCGUGCCAAAGCCGAAACAUAAGCCAAUGUUCUAUGUAGAUGUUAAACAAAAUAAUGUACCUAAAACUCCGACUCCGCGAACACCCGUCACUCCCGUACUAAAUAUAGACUUUACUAAAAAUCUAGCUAAACCAGAAAUCAGAGUUCUUGAUACAGCAGUAGCUAGUAUCGUCGGAGUGCCAAAGAAUGAUAAAACUUCAAAGUUGCAAAGGCGAAAUUCAAAAGUUAAAAUUGAUACUAAAAAAUUUGAACCCAAACCUAUUGUUCAAACUCCGCAGGUAGAUAUUGAUCAUUUGAAUUCCGGUAAUUUACAAAUUGACGAAGACUAUGAUACCUGAAUAAAUAAGUUUUGUUUUUUCUUGUUUAAUUUGUUGUGCUAUUUUAUAGCGGGUAGACAUGAAAUUUGUUAUCCAAAUAAUUCUUCUAUAUUACAACCAGUAAGCAACAUCUUUAUAAAGUAAAUUAAAAAGAAAGGCCAUCUCAAAG